GCUGCCAGUGCAUGUCAGGCAGAGUGCAGGAGCUGGGAACCCCCAGCUUAUAUCCUUCAAGCUUUAGGGAAUCUCCAGCCACUCAGCUAGUGUCAGACUACAAGAGGCUGUUCCAGGAGCCAUCUGGGGUUUGUUUGCCCCAUUUAAAGGGUCCUCCCUCAGACAAGGAGCCCAACUGAGCACUGGACACUAGCAGAGAGAUGGGUUCCAGCCUGCCCUAGAGUCUGUGCCAAAGCUAAUAGUUACCGUCACCCCCCUGCAUUGUGUGUUGUUCCAGCCACCUAACCAGAAUCAGCAGAAAGAGGUUACCAGGAGUGAUAUCACUCUCCUGAGGAUUACACAACAAGAUAAAGAACGGAUGUUGCUUGAAUGCCAGCAAACACCGGGACCAUACGCUGCCAGGCUUUGUCAGGCAAUGAUACCAGAUUACUUGCUGCAAGCAUGGCGUGGUCAAGUGUCCUACCAUGGAGGAGGGAAUAAGGAUGCACUGCCCAGAAACCUUCUGGCAAGGCUUUCGGAGUACCUCCAGGAGAGCUUCAUGGAGAUGUCCCUGGAAGAUUUCUGCUCCAUCCCCAGACACGUUAACAGACUUUUCCAGUAGCUGUACUGGCCGCGAAUGCAUCCCAAGUCCUCAGGGCAAAGUAAUCAUUAAAAACCAUUUGCUUUUACAACAAGUUUUAUAUUUUAAAAGAAUCCUCAGGCGUCGCUGAUGAGACUAUCCCCGACCCAGAAUCCACGAUCACAGAGGCUGUGGCUCCACUGAGCAGAGAUGGAUAACUGGACCUUCCUGGGAGAGUUCCUUGAAGAGGUCCACAAGCAUUCCACCGUGGUGGGGAAAGUCUGGCUGACCGUGCUUUUCAUCUUCCGGAUGCUGGUGCUGGGCACAGCGGCGGAGUCCUCCUGGGGAGAUGAGCAGUCUGACUUCAUGUGUGACACCCGGCAGCCUGGCUGCGAGAACGUUUGCUAUGAUAAGGCUUUCCCCAUCUCCCACAUCAGGUACUGGGUCCUUCAGGUCAUCUUCGUCUCCACCCCAUCCCUGGUGUACAUGGGGCAUGCAAUGCACACAGUGCGCAUAGAGGAGAAGAGAAAAAUGAAGGAGGCAGAAAUGAGGCCAAAGGGGAUUAGAAGCAGUGGCGACUCUUACCACCAACAGGAGUACCUGGUGGCAGAGAAGGCAGAGCUCUCCUGUGGGGAGGAAUCAAGUGGGAAAAUAAUACUCAAGGGUAGCUUGCUGAACACCUAUGUCUACAGCAUUUUGAUCCGCAUCACUAUGGAAGUGGCCUUCAUUGUUGGACAAUACAUCCUCUACGGGAUCUUCCUGAAGACCCUGUACACCUGUCACCGGGACCCCUGCCCUCAUCCCGUGAAUUGCUAUGUCUCACGGCCCACCGAGAAGAACGUCUUCAUCAUCUUCAUGCUGUCCGUGGCGGUGUUGUCGCUCUUGUUGAGCCUGGCUGAGCUGUACCACCUGGGGUGGAAAAAAGCCAAGCAGAAGUGUGCUAAAUCUUACAAACCCAGCCCCACUAUGGCUGCUGGCAAACUGGAGCCUGCACCCCAAGUGGAGAUGGCUCAAAGUUGCACUCCCCCUCCAGAUUUUAAUCAGUGUUUGGUCAAUCCCAAUGGGAAAUUCAUCAGCCCUUUCAGCAAUAAAAUGGCCUCUCAGCAGAACACGGACAACUUUGCCACUGAGAGGGUCCACAGUCAAGAGAAUGCAGCUGGAGAAGGCCAAUUUAUCCAGAUCAACUAUGCACAGAGUCCUGAGGCACCCAAUGACUCUGCCCCCCACCAGGUCUCCAAUGGCUAUCUCAAUGAGAAACGCAGGCUCAGCAAGACCAGCCGUACCAGCAGUAAGGCUAGGUCAGAUGACCUGUCUGUGUGACCUGUUGCCAGGUGGGGCAAGGAGGGAGGGAAAGCCUCAAUGCUAAGCAAAACUUCUGCAGUGUGGCCUUUGAACUUCUGCCAUUCUGCUCUCUGUUUUAUGGCCCUCUGCUCCUUUUUAGUGAAUGGCACUGCCCUACUUCAGACAGCACUUCUUAAACCUUAGAACAGGGAGGGGCAAACUUUCCCAAUAGAAAGCAGACUGGCAACUUGCCAGGAGCCUGAACACACCACUUAAAUUGCAGAAAAUACAGCAGAUGGUAGCCAACCUCAUAUUUAAUGGAGAGGCGCCACCUACAGGGACCACAGGACCUGCCAUUCCUAGUCAUUCAGAUAGAGAUGGAACCGUUGGCUAGCAGGACCUGUAAUCUCCAGAGAUUGCAUCUCCUCCUUAAAAAUGAGGCUGGCCAUGAGUUGCAAUAUUGAACUCACCAAGCCAUACACUAGCCACCUCACUGUUGCUUUGGAAUUACUUUAACAUGGCGCAACCUCCACUUUGCAAGCACAUCAAGUUACAACUUUUCUCUCCUGAGAAAAACAGAAAUAAAACACUAGGCCUUUGAAUAAAAUGCUUUAUAUUUUGCUCUCUCUCUUCCCUUUUCUCUGCCUGGGCCCAGACACAUUAUACCACCUUGCCUUACCUAUACCAUGUAAAUGUGCAAUGAAUUCUACUUGAAUUUUUGACACUAUGUAUGUAGCUCCUUCAAGAUUUGACUAGUAGUUAAGAAUUGUCUGUUUUCCUCAAAAAAAUAAAGUGCCUUAGUGUCCAGCUAUGGAAAUACCUUCAUCCCAGGGUCAGGCCAGCAGAUAGACCCUGGCAUCCCCGGGAUAUUACCCAGGCUACCUGUUGAAGGGGCCUAAGGAAUUUUCCCAAGAUACUUAUUAGACUAGUUUCAAGAGAAAUGUCCACUUAACCAAAAUAGAUUUCCCCAUGGAUGCAAAUAUGUCACUGGAAAAAGGAGGGACUAUGGUGCGGAAAGACAUGAUUUUUUUUUCUCUUUUACAAAUGUUUUAAAUACAUUUAGUUCUUUCGAAAGGGUGUUAGACUGACAGCCCUGGAGAGUGACGUCCUCUGUUCAUCCUCAGAAGAGUUACAGCACAGGCAGUGGUUGUGCCAGCUUCCUCCACCCUGCCCGGCCAAUGAACCCCAACUUUAUUCUAGAGUGAGAGUACUGUCCGGCCUCCAUGACUCAAUCAGUCCUUGGCCGCUCUGCUGAGACUGCCAGUUCUUAUGACAGGCAACUAUUCAUUAAGAAAUCGACAAACACACUGAUUCUUUUCUCCAUGCAGGUCACCCUGAGCCCUCAUCAGAUGACAACACUGGUAAUGAGAUAAAUGAGGAUCCCAAAACAAGGCUGUUCAUGCAGCACUUAGGAUGGUUCCUAGUCCCCAAACCCAACCUUGACCUCCAUUCAUUUGGUCAUUGCAGAACUGAAACAAGGGGAUUAAGUUUAUCUUUCCAUCUUUGGAGGAUAAACUAGCCUAGUCCAACCUACUCCCUUUCAUUUACCUUGCCCUUUUGAACAUGUACAGCUGCUUAUAAAUCGUUGAAUUGUGUGUGUUUGGGUUUGGAGUGAUUUAAAACAGGACUGAUCUAUUCCCUCUGAUACCUGCUGUCGAAAGUGAUUGUCACUCCUUGAGUCUGAUGCAGUGCGUGGUUUGGUACAAUUGCCUGCACACGAACCAGGAGGAAAACAUUUUAGUUUGUAAGCGAUUUAUGUACAUGUAUUUUUGAAUCAGGAAAAGACGUGUGCUCUCCUGAAUGAGAGAUUUUAAACAACUGUGCCUAGUUUGUCCUAAUAAAGUUCUGAUUCCAUC
Malaclemys terrapin pileata is the source of this 3696-nucleotide messenger RNA. It is a transcript of the gene GJA5, whose product is annotated as gap junction protein alpha 5. Bases 770 to 1879 code for a protein of 369 amino acids. The record is from RefSeq and is a predicted model, not a curated record. Gene Ontology annotation, cellular component: connexin complex. The transcript is spliced from 4 exons. NCBI's taxonomy places the organism in Eukaryota, Metazoa, Chordata, Testudines, Emydidae. Gene Ontology annotation, biological process: cell communication.